AUGAAUAAAAGCAUCUCUAAAGAUUUCAAAUACAUUCAAAGCCCUUCAGGGCUCUCUGAUCUAUUCUCCGAAGGUGAAGUCAUUAGCCAAAAUAUAGAAUUUGUAUCUGUGCUGACCGGCAUCGACUUUGAUCCAAAAUCAAGAUGUCUUCUACUUUUCAAGAAUUUCCAUAACAGCGAAAAGUCUGAAGCAGAUUACAUUGGUAGAAUAACCUGCAAUACGCCAGACACGUUGAAUCUCACCAAAAUGACCUUGUCUUUGUUCUCACAACAGUUUGAUUUCGAUUUUCCGGAACUGGACAACGAGAGCGGCUUUACAAUGGAUGAUGUGCACCUGGAGAAGUUAUGCUUCGUGUUUUGCAAGGGCACUUUUAUCAGCUGUGGUGAUAAAGGAGGCAUUUUUCUACAAGGUCUGCGAGCCAUUGACCUUCAUGCAUCUUUAUUUAACGCUACAGAAGAGGAUAAAAAAACACUAGUUUAUGAAUCAACCAGAACCAUAUUUGACAAUCUUGUCAAAAUCAACAGUAACUCUAAAGAGCUGUUCAAAUUUGUAAAACUACAAAACUUAACGAAUGAAAUGCGACAGUACUUUCAAGCUCGCCAAGAAAGCAUUUCAAUUUGGAAAGAAAAGAACCCUAUAUUUGGACUCUCGCGGUUCCACGACGAUUGCGACUCUUUGAAUGAUUUCGACUCUCAAGCUCCCGAUACCAAUCCCACCUUCAAUUCACAGCAGUAUUGUGGCCCUUCGAAGACGGCAAUACAUACUCGUGAGAAAUCUUCCAAUUCACACAGCAGCGAUAGCAUUCAAAGAUCAGAAUUAACACACCAUACAAAAUCGAUUGAAAAAACUACCGAAGCAAGAGCCAUAGAGCGAGACCCGAUAUCACCGCGUGAUAUCGUAUCUGUUCAUACAGCAGGCUUACACAAUAACUCUGAAGAUAUCUCGCUCUGUGUAAAAAAAUCUGAUUCUUCUGUCAUCAACAUGGCAAGAGAAGAUUCACUCAUUGACUCUGAUGAUUCAGUCCUUUCAAACAGAUCCAUGGACACACAACCUGUCGAUAAGCGAAGGCAUUCAAAAGUCAGUCAUGCUCAACCCACGGUUAAAAAGAUACGAACGUCUGAACCAAAGAAAAUCUACCAACAGCAUGCAACAGACGUAAUAUCUUCCGCUUCAUCAGAUGAAGUAGUGACAUUAGAAGGUAAAAUAGUCGGCGUACGGAUCAAUCAUAUUUCUACACCCCCGAGCGUUGCGAUAUAUUGUCAAGCGGAUUCGAUGAGAGUGGCUGAUAAUUCUGGCCUUCUGUGUGUUAACAACAACUGUAUUGAGAUUAUGGCAAAUGUCACAGAUAACAUCAAAUGUAACACAACUCUUCUAGAGGCCAGCACCUCAACUGAACUUCUACGGGUUCUUCGUAGCCACAUUGAAGACAAAUUUGCUAGCAUUACAGUGAAAAAAACGCCUGUUAUUUUAGCUAAUGGCUAUUUCACUUUCUCACUUUCAUUGCGCUCUUUGCGCGUGGAGCCAUCUGCAAUUACCAGCCACUACUCUAGAAUCACGCCACGAUCAAGCCAAGUAGUAGUGUCUAGCUGUGAAUCGUCUCAGGAAUUAUUGGAUCCCCUCAAGACAUUUUCAGAAAUCUCAGUUACUGGGAACCAAGUAGAAUUCAUCAGGACUUUUGGGCUUCUUGUCAGUGCCAAAAGCUUUGGUCGGAAAAUGACCAAAUUUGUCUUUACCGAUUUCACAUCACACCAUCAGAACAAAUUAUCAGCUUUUGACUCUUUCUUGGGCUCGUACACAGACCGCCUGCCUCAAGACAUGGCCUUUCCGUUCGUGAUUUACAAUGACCAUUACUCUGUUUUUGCCCGCCAGAUAAAGCAGAAAACUGGCAUUGCAUUAACGGAUUGUUUCAACGGCAAUGACAAUAAUUUGACCCCCCAUGGAAUUGUUUGCCGGUUGGAAGUAAAGGUUAAGAUUUAUGCUGGAGGUAUUGACGGCAUUAUACGGACUUGUGAACCUAUAAUAAAUGGAGAUGCCACUUUGAGAGCCGACGAAAAGGCGUUUUUGGAUUGCUUCUACAGAAGAUCCAUUGAGAAAAUUCCACAGUAUCUUUUAGUGAGUAGGUUCAACAGUUACGAAAUGUUUUUUCCUAUUACCAUGUUCCGCGAUCUCGUUGUUUUGGAGGGCGAAAGUGUCCACGAUACAUGUAGCACGGUUUCGACUCCCCGUAUGCCUGGUGAACUAGAGCCCAUUCCCUUUCGGGCAUACCCCACAUUGAGGCUUGAUGGUGGCCAGUUCACUGUUGUUCGCGAUCUAGACGUAGCCGCACUCCACUCGAUCAACAAGCUAAGUAACACCGUGCUAUACCAGGUCAGGGCCAAAGUUGUUGGCGUCUUCCAGAGUAAGGAUUGGCUGGUUUUUUAUUUGACCAACGACUUGAUUUCGCAAGACAUGCUGGACCCUAAGCGAAUUUUACUACUCGACAUUCCCGGUGCCGAAAACGUUGCAUAUUUUCUCGGGUGCAGCAACUCUCAAACUGUCAGUGGGCCUUUGAGAACCCAUUUGCACUCGCUGAUAGUUGGUCAAGAAUUUACUUUUCGCCUCUCUGCCUUCGGCAUUCCCGUCAGCCCGCACAGAGACUUACGAGCGUGGUAUCCAGUUGAAUGCACUAUUCAAGAGAUGGAGGCCGAGCUGGCUGCUCGUGCAGUUGGUGUCUCAGUGAGCGUUAAGCAAGAAGAUAUGGCCGUUGGGUGA
Molecule: messenger RNA, 2751 nt
Organism: Lachancea nothofagi CBS 11611
Lineage: Eukaryota; Fungi; Ascomycota; Saccharomycetes; Saccharomycetales; Saccharomycetaceae
Source: the annotation of a GenBank genome assembly